Monascus purpureus is the source of this 1061-nucleotide messenger RNA. Lineage: Eukaryota; Fungi; Ascomycota; Eurotiomycetes; Eurotiales; Aspergillaceae. The record is from the annotation of a GenBank genome assembly.
GGAAGAUUUUCAUAAAUAUUAUUCUACUUUGAAGAGUCGACCCGGAGCUCUACCCCGAUACACGAAAAUCCAGCAAUUUUUCAUCUACGCAACUCUUCACGGAACCGCCCACAAUAGACAACCAUGUUCGCUAUCCGAUCACCUUCGACACAGCCCUCCAGCUCUGAUAAAGAGGCGGCGAUGAAUUGCUUCAUCCCAAAUAUUCUCCCCUGCCGAAUACACCAUGAUGGUCUCGUUGAGAGUGUUGACCGCUACUGGGCACCGGUCCACGAGAAAGAUAACACGCAGACCGCAUAUUUCCGUGGUCGCAAGCUCCGUGGUCGACGCGUUGUGCUCCCCGAAGGAUACCAAGGAAUUGUUGCGACGCCAACGGAUAAUGUUAUUCCACCAAGCCAAGGUGGCAAGAAUGGCUCUACAUUGGAGGAUGAAGAUGCGGAGGCCGAGUCGGUUAAGAUUCUUGAGAAACAGGCCACAUUUGAUGAGUUAAUGGUAUGGGAUCACGAGAUUGUGCCGGCGGCCGAUGACCAUUUCGUAAAAGGGGUGGAGGAAUGGCUGAAACUUGCUGAAGCGAUACAUACGACUUCUUCCGGCGACAGUGAGAAGAAGGCUUCGACAUGAGCAGCGUUUUGCAUAUGCUGUCAAACUCAUGUCACCUGAGGUAUUUGGUGAAUUUUGAGCCAAGUGCUUAAGGCCGUGAUUCAGUUCCCGAGUGCUCUCCCACAGUAAUUGGCGUUGAAAAGACUCAUUGAGCUCUUGGGAGAGGCCAUGAAUGCUAUCAAGGCCGCGCGCUCUCAGCGCCGGUCCCCGUCCGCUUUUUCAGGAUUUCUAAGAAACUUCAAGUGAAGAAGGCCUUAGGAUUUUUGGUUUGCUCUGUGCUCGACACCGCAUAGGUCCAUUGACGAACUACAAUACUACUACUGCCUGGUUAUUCCACCAGGAAGUUCUUAUACGGACAUGCUUUUUUGGAUGUAUUAUACCAUGGGCUCAAUGCAGCAAGGCCCACAUUAGCGAAGGCCUUUGGAAGACCAGACUUAUAGGAGAUCUAUACCCUAGAACAGGAA